AUGAGGCCCAUCCUGCUUCAAGGCCCUGAACAUGCCAUCACUCAGAUAAAAUACAAUCGUGAUGGGGACUUGCUCUUUACAGUCGCCAAAGACCCUGUGGUGAAUGUUUGGUACUCCGUGAAUGGCGAACGGCUGGGAACAUACAAUGGACAUACAGGAGCGGUGUGGUGUAUGGACGUUGACUGGGACAUGCGUCAUGUACUGUUUGGAUCUGCUGAUAACUCUUGCAGGCUCUUUGAUUGUGAGACAGGAAAACAGCUGGCUUUGCUGGAGACAAACUCCGCUGUGAGGACUUGUGGCUUUGAGUUCGGAGGCAACAUAAUUGAAGAUAAUGAGCCUUAUAUGAAAAGAUAACCAGAGCUGUGUGGGGCCCUCUUGGAGAACAUGUCAUUGCAGGGCACGAGAAUGGAGAACUAAACCAAUACAGUGCUAAGUCUGGAGAAAUUGUCAACACUAUCAAAGAGCAUUCUAAGCAGAUUAAUGACAUUCAGAGCUCCAGGAAUAUGACUAUGUUUAUCACUGCAUCCAAGGACUGCACAGCUAAGCUAUUUGAUACUACAACACUGGAACAUCAAAAAUCUUUCCGUACAGAGAUACCAGUUAACUCUGCUGCCCUGUCACCAAUAUAUGACCAGGUUGUUUUGGGAGGUGGACAAGAAGCUAUGGAUGUGACCACAACAUCAACCAGGAUUGGGAAAUUUGAGGCCAGGUUCUUCCAUAUUUAA
Molecule: messenger RNA, 725 nt
Organism: Pelobates cultripes (western spadefoot toad)
Lineage: Eukaryota; Metazoa; Chordata; Amphibia; Anura; Pelobatidae
Source: the annotation of a GenBank genome assembly